Messenger RNA from Exaiptasia diaphana, 749 nucleotides. Its product is annotated as kelch-like protein 18. The transcript has 2 exons. The record is from RefSeq and is a predicted model, not a curated record. Lineage: Eukaryota; Metazoa; Cnidaria; Anthozoa; Actiniaria; Aiptasiidae. The coding region runs from base 59 to 730 and encodes 223 amino acids. Gene Ontology annotation, molecular function: protein binding.
AUAGAAUCUUAAAGUUAAUACUGAUUUACUAUAGCUUGCCUGCACUCUAGCCAACAACAUGUCAGCCAGCUCGAAAUCUUCCACACAGUCAGUGUUUGAAUCAAGAAACCAUCAUGACCAGGCGUUUGAAGUGUUUUAUGAUAUGAGAGCAAACUCCGAGCUGUGUGAUAUCACCCUUAAAAUAGGCAAUUUAAAGUUCACUGCACACAAAGUCGUCCUAGCUGCAUCAUCAUCGUUUUUUCGCCAAAAGUUCUCGUCACAAGAUGAGGUUGGUUCGUAUGAAAUGAGUCUGCCUGACUUUCUAAAACCUGAUGCAAUGGCAGCAAUGUUGGACUAUUUGUACACUGGUUAUUUAAGAAUCAAUACRGAAAACAUGGAGGAUCUUCUGGCUGUCGCUUGCUUUAUCAAAAACGAACAAGUUCUUCAUGCUAUAUUGGAAAAGGUUCUUGCAAAUGUUAGUAUAUCAAACUGUCUUCGUCUACAACAAAUUGCUUCAACAAAUAACUUGACUGACAUGCAAGAUAAAGUUGAAAGGUUCAUUGAAUGGAACUUUGAACAUGUCGCAAAGGAACCGUCGUUCCUGUCGCUCGAYGCCAAGGUUGUCAAGGAUAUUAUUAAGAGAGAUAAUCUUAAAGUUACGAACGAAGAGGUCGUCUACGAUGCCGUGUAUUCGUGGUUUAUGUACGAGCGACUGCAAAGGUUAGUGUUUAUGAUCAUAUUCUUCGCUUAACUCUUCUCUAUUGUAAAGC